This is a messenger RNA of Stylophora pistillata, 943 nucleotides long. RefSeq names its product 26S proteasome non-ATPase regulatory subunit 8. Gene Ontology annotation, biological process: proteasome-mediated ubiquitin-dependent protein catabolic process. Gene Ontology annotation, cellular component: proteasome regulatory particle, lid subcomplex; nucleus; cytosol. The record is from RefSeq and is a predicted model, not a curated record. NCBI's taxonomy places the organism in Eukaryota, Metazoa, Cnidaria, Anthozoa, Scleractinia, Pocilloporidae.
GAAGAAAAAAUCCAAGAUGGCUUCCCAAACUGGUUUGAAAGAAGUUGUGUCUCUUUAUCAAACUCUCAUAAAAGAGUGGAAUAGAAAACCCGUUGAUCUUGAGAAGGUUGGAAAGCUUCUCUCUGGGAUGAAGAUGGCUUUGAUCCAGUUUUCAUUCUUACCAACUUCGUCGAGCAAACCAACCCCACAGGAACUUCUUUUAGCAAGAGAUGCACUAGAAAUUGGUGUUCAAUGGAGCAUUCUAAAGAACGACAUACCAUCAUUUGAAAGAUACAUGGCACAGUUGAAACCAUAUUACCUUGAUUACAAGGGUACUCUUGAGGAAUCAGCUUAUAUGUAUCAGCUUCUUGGGCUGAAUUUGUUGUCUCUUCUUGCACAGAAUCGUCUUGCAGAGUUUCAUACAGAACUGGAACUUUUGCCUGCCAAAGAACUUCAGAACAAUGUGUACAUUAAACAUUCUGUCUCCCUUGAACAGUAUCUUAUGGAGGGAAACUACAACAAGGUCUUCCUGGCCAGGGGAAAUGUACCAGCUGACAACUACCAUUUCUUUAUGAAUAUUCUUCUAGAUACUCUCAGAGAUGAAAUAGCAGCAUGUACAGAAAAAGCUUAUGCACAUAUCUCCUUCCCGGAGGCUGCAAGGAUACUGUACUUUGAGAGUGCAAAAGAUAUGGCAGCUUUUGCUCAAAAGCGAGAGUGGACUCUAAAGGAAGAUAAAUACUACUAUUUUGAACCGGAAACAGACAAAGAAAUGAAACAAGAAAUUCCUUCUUACAAAAUGAUAAAGAACAUGCUGGAGUAUGCCAAAGAACUUGAGAGAAUAGUUUAAAAGAAGAUGUAACAGUAAACAACUCAGAGACAGCUGAGCAAUGUACAGUACACUUUUUAUUUCAUUUGUAGUGUCAGUCAUGUAAGUGAACAAAUAAAAUACAAUAACUCAAUAUUA